Molecule: messenger RNA, 2089 nt
Organism: Kogia breviceps (pygmy sperm whale)
Lineage: Eukaryota; Metazoa; Chordata; Mammalia; Artiodactyla; Physeteridae
Gene: THUMPD1
Product: THUMP domain containing 1
Biological process (GO): tRNA modification
Molecular function (GO): RNA binding
Source: RefSeq, a predicted model, not a curated record
AGGUGGAGGCGGCCACUUCUCUAGGGAAACACCUUUUUCCGGCGGUGAGGAGAAAGCGAGUGCCUGUCAGUCCUGGCGAGGGUCGGGCCUCACGCCACCUCUCGGCUGCCUGCCGCCCACCGGCUUUAGGACCCGGCGGAGCCGGGAAUGAGGGUUGGAGGAGGGACUAGGGGAGGUCAUCGCGCAUACUGACGUAAUCAGCCCGCGCCAGCAGAGGUGAGGGCGCGAGGGCCGUAGGGAAGCACGUUUCUUGCUUGCCUCACCUCUCACGUACCAUGGCGUCCCCAGUCCAGCAGUCUCCUCAGCCUGGCGGCGGGAAGCGCAAAGGCAAGGCUCAGUACGUGCAGGCCAAACGGGCUCGGCGCUGCGAUGGCGGCGGGCCCCGGCAGCUGGAACCCGGGCUACAGGGCAUUCUCAUCACCUGUAACAUGAACGAGCGCAAGUGCGUGGAGGAGGCCUACAGCCUGCUCAACGAAUACGGCGACGACAUGUAUGGUCCAGAAAAGUUUGCAGACAAGGAUCAGCAACCCUCUGGAAGUGAGGGAGAAGACGAUGAUGUGGAGGCCGCCUUGAAGAAAGAAGUUGGUGACAUUAAGGCAUCUACAGAGAUGAGGCUGAGAAGAUUCCAGUCAGUGGAGAGUGGAGCAAAUAAUGUAGUCUUCAUCAGGACACUUGGGAUAGAACCUGAGAAAUUGGUGCAUCAUAUUCUCCAAGAUAUAUACAAAACCAAGAAGAAGAAGACUCGGGUUAUUCUACGAAUGUUACCCAUCUCAGGCACAUGCAAGGCUUUCUUAGAAGAUAUGAAAAAAUAUGCAGAAACAUUUUUGGAACCCUGGUUUAAAGCUCCAAACAAAGGGACAUUUCAGAUUGUAUAUAAAUCUCGAAAUAACAGUCACAUGAAUAGAGAAGAAGUUAUCAAAGAAUUGGCAGGAAUAGUAGGCAGCCUCAAUUCGGAAAAUAAAGUAGAUCUUACCAAUCCACAGUACACAGUGGUAGUAGAAAUCAUUAAAGCUGUCUGUUGCCUGAGUGUUGUGAAAGAUUACACGUUGUUCCGAAAAUACAAUCUCCAGGAGGUGGUAAAGACUGCCAAGGACUCGUCACAGCUUAACCCAAAGCAGGCAGCACUAAGAGGAAAUGGGAAAGAAGCUAAAUUGGAAUCUGGUGACAAAUCAAAUCAAAAUGACACAGCAGAAGGAAAAAAUAACCAGCAGGUGGUACCAGAGGAUAGCGAGGAGCUGGGUCAGACAGAACCAACAUCUGAGACACAUGUGGUGAGUGAGGGGGCCGCUAAACCUGAACUUGCAAGUCAAGUCACAGAAGGAUCUGAGUCACAUGAAAAUGACCUCUCAUAGGAAAAAAAAUCGUUUGGUGUUGGAGGUGGUUUUCUUAACUGCGGUUCUGUGAGAUGUUGCUGGGAUUCUAUAUAAAAUUGUUACUAAAAAUAUUGUUUUUGAGUUUGUGUGCUGCAUAAUGCUGUAUUCACAAUAAUUGAGCAGCCCUGUUAAUAGUUUCGUUAGAGAUCUUUCAGCCCUAUAUGGCAGUGUGCAUUUGGUUGAGCUAGAAGAGGCUAUGGAUAAAUUGGUGAACACUACUGCACAGAGCGGAGGGUGGCGGGAGGAUGAUGUUGGCCUCUCCCUCUUGAUUACCUUCCCCACUCCCCCGCUUCUGCACUGCCAGCUGACUUAUGGGAGUGAGCAAGCUCUGUGAAAUCGAAGCUCAGAGGGAAAUUUUCAUUCUAAGGAAGGAAAUUUUGCAUUUUGCAACUCAGCUGUCCCCUGCCACUUUGUUGUAAACAUUGCAAGAACAUGGGCCAUAUAGGUUAGAAGUGUAUUGUUUUGUGAAGUUUUUGUACUUUUUGUGAUUUUCUUGUUUAGUUUUUAUGCCCUGCCCGCCUGUUUCUUUGGCUGCUCCGCGAGGCAUGUGGGAUCUUCGUUCAACAACCAGGGAUCAAACCCGCGCUCUGUGCAGUGGAAGCUAUGCCCAUUUUUAUGUUUUCAUAACAUUUGUUACAACCAAAUCUGACGGUGCAGUGCUGCAAUUUUUGGAGGCAAGGUGUGAGAUAGAAGUGUUCAUUCUAGGCAUACAAUUA